AGAGUUUUGGAUAGUUUAAAUUAGUGAGAUUUGAUUUUAAUCCCUUGAUUUAUAAGGUUUUUGGGUAUUAAACUUUUAUUAGAAAUAUCAUUAAUUUUGGGCUUAUAUGGCAAAAAUAGUGAGUUAGUCCUUUCUAUAGUGUGAUUUGGGUGUGAUUUAUGCUGCAGAAAUUAGAAGGAAAUUGGAUUAUUUACGAAUUACUGUUCACAAUUACUGUUCACGGAUUACUGUUCAUAAAUUACUGUUUACGGAUUACUGUUCACAGAUUACUGUUCACCGAUUACUGUUCACGCAUUAUGCUUUGAUCUCUUUCAAUAGGAAAUCCUAAUAUUAUUUUGGACAUAUUAUGAAUUUGUUUGACAUGUGUAUGUGUUUGUAGCUAUGGAGUAAGUGGACCUAAGCUUAACGCUUGGGGUAUUUAGUGGACCCUUCGGGGUAUUCAGUGGACCUCUGCGCAGUAGGGUUAGUACUGUGAUUAGCUCCAGUACAGUGUUGCUAGCACACUUCAGUGGACUCCAUAGCAUUGUGUGAUUUUCGAUUUUAUGCAUUGCGCUUGUGACAUCAUAUUUGUGAGCAUAAGAUUCUAGUAUAUGAAUUCAAUUUAGACAUUUGUGCUUAUGAUUUGAGAAUUAUAAUAUUAUGUGAUUUGAUUUCGUUGUGUCUUAUGCUCUUUGUGUGAUAGGUCUAAGGGUCUUAGAACCCAAGUUUAUAACUUAAGCUUAUUACUUACUGGGCUGUGAGCUCAUAAAAAUCCCCCCCCAUUUCAGAUCAGUAGAUCGAGGUAGCAGCAUCUCGGUUUAGGAGCUUUUGGCACGGGACUCGCAUGCUCGUUGUAUGUACAAGCUAGGGCCUCGUGUUUUCGAUAAGGAGGCAGAUCGAUGUGUUACCAAAACCAUGACUCAGCUUUUGUUUUUUUGAAAAGCUUUGAAGAAGAAUUUGCCUCGUAUAAUUUUUGUGUAAAUUAGCUUUAUGUAUAAAACCUUUAAAUUAAUUAUAAAUGAGUUUAGUUCAG
Molecule: messenger RNA, 1012 nt
Organism: Rubroshorea leprosula
Lineage: Eukaryota; Viridiplantae; Streptophyta; Magnoliopsida; Malvales; Dipterocarpaceae
Source: the annotation of a GenBank genome assembly